Otolemur garnettii (small-eared galago) is the source of this 3148-nucleotide messenger RNA. It is a transcript of the gene IGSF11, whose product is annotated as immunoglobulin superfamily member 11. Gene Ontology annotation, cellular component: cell-cell junction. The record is from RefSeq and is a predicted model, not a curated record. Lineage: Eukaryota; Metazoa; Chordata; Mammalia; Primates; Galagidae. Gene Ontology annotation, biological process: homophilic cell-cell adhesion. Gene Ontology annotation, molecular function: ionotropic glutamate receptor binding. The transcript is spliced from 6 exons. The coding region runs from base 138 to 1256 and encodes 372 amino acids.
CUUCUUCUGUAGGUGUUGCAGCAUCCCUGGAAGUGUCAGAGAGCCCUGGGAGUAUCCAGGUGGCCCGGGGCCAGACGGCAGUCCUGCCCUGCACUUUCACCACCAGUGCUGCCCUCAUCAACCUCAAUGUCAUUUGGAUGGUCAUUCCUCUCUCCAAUGCCAACCAGCCUGAACAGGUCAUCCUGUAUCAGGGUGGACAGAUGUUUGAUGGUGCCCCCCGGUUCCACGGUAGGGUAGGAUUUACAGGCACCAUGCCAGCCACCAACGUCUCCAUCUUCAUUAAUAACACUCAGCUGUCAGACACAGGGACCUACCAGUGUCUGGUCAACAACCUCCCAGACAGAGGGGGCAGGAACAUCGGGGUCACUGGUCUCACGGUGUUAGUUCCCCCUUCUGCCCCACACUGCCAAAUCCAAGGAUCCCAGGAUCUUGGCAGCGAUGUCAUCCUGCUCUGUAGCUCAGAGGAAGGCAUUCCUCGGCCAACUUACCUUUGGGAGAAGUUAGACAAUACCCUCAAACUACCUCCAACAGCCACUCAGGACCAGGUCCAGGGAACAGUGACUAUCCGGAACAUCAGUGCGCUGUCCUCAGGUUUGUAUCAGUGCGUGGCUUCUAAUGCCAUUGGAACCAGCACCUGUCUUCUGGAUCUCCAGGUUAUUUCACCCCAGCCCAGGAACAUUGGACUAAUAGCUGGAGCCAUUGGCACUGGUGCAGUUAUUAUCAUUUUUUGCAUUGCACUGAUUUUAGGGGCAUUCUUUUACUGGAGAAGCAAAAAUAAAGAGGAGGAAGAAGAAGAAAUUCCUAAUGAAAUAAGAGAGGAUGACCUUCCACCUAAAUGUUCUUCUGCCAAAGCCUUUCACACCGAGAUACCGUCCUCAGAGAACAACACGUUGACUUCUUCUAAUACUUACAACAGUCGGUACUGGAGCAACAAUCCAAAAGUUCACAGAAACACAGAGUCAUUCACCCACUUCAGUGACUUGCACCAGUCUUUCUCCCUUCAGUCGGGCAAUGCCAGUAUACCAUCCAUUUAUGCUAACGGGAACCAUCUGGUCCCCGGUUCUCAUAAGACUCUGGUAGUGACAGCCAACAGGGGGUCAUCACCACAGGUCAUGCCCAGGAGCAAUGGCUCAGUCAGCAGGAAGUCUCGGCCUCCGCACACGCACUCCUACACCGUCAGCCACGCAACCCUGGAGCGAAUCGGUGCAGUACCCGUCAUGGUGCCAGCCCAGAGUCGGGCCGGGUCGCUGGUGUAGAACAUGAGGGAGCAUCGUGUUCACAGACGAGUAAAUGGAAGGUCCUCACAUGCGGAGGAGGUUGGGGUGGGUGAGCGGUGGGAAAGAAACACUUUCCUUGUCAUUAUAUUAGUAAAAAGCACAAAGAAGGCAAUGCUGUUACCUGGCCACUGGGGUACGUGAAAUGGACUGGAAUCCUCCACCAGGAAGACUUGUUUUCCUGCCACGGGUGUCCUGGGAUUCUGUUCGAAAAGCUGGAGCUCAGAGAUGUGCCAAGCCAAGGAAAAAGAUACAAAAGCAGAAAGCACCUUCAAACCCAAACUGCGGCCCAGAUGGGCUUGUUCUUUAAUUGAUGCCUAACUUAAUUUUUCAAAAGACUAAAGUGCCAGAUGGAGUUUAAAUAUUGAAAUUAUUUAAAAACGUAGUUGUCAUUAAGGAAAUAACGUGCAGCCCUGAGGUAUGUUCUGCCUCUCCCCAUUCCCUCCUUAUAGAAGAGGGCUUAAUGGCGUAAAUGGUUAAUGUUGGUCCCCACAGGACUGGCUGUUCUAUCAUAUAAUCAAAACUUUUUACACAAACAAAAUUAGGUAAGAAAUAGGGGGAAACAAAGGAAACUUCUUUGGGAAGCCCCUCAGUAUUUAUUUAUUUAUCAGUUUCUUCCUGAACCACGAAUUUCAUAUUUGGAAUAUUGCUAUAUUGACAGAUUCUUGCCUGUCUACAUUAUUCUAGGAUCUGAUACAGGUCCAUGGCAAUUACUGUUCAUUUUUCCUGGAAAAAGUAUUUUUUUAAAGAAAAGUUUUUUUUUUUUUUUUAAAAAUACAUGAGUGGCAUUGGGCUAGGAAAUACAGCGUGUUCAGCACCUUAUUCAGUGAUUGUGUCUAGAGAGCCCACAGGGAAAUGCGACAUCAUGAGAGGGUGAGGUCAUGUGGGCAGCACAGUGGCAGGCAGGUGAGGCUGAGGGCUGUGGCCUUGCUGGGCAGCCUCUCAAAGCAAGGCCGUCCAGGUCUCCCUCGCUGUCUCACUAGGACGCGCUUAAUGAGGGCAGCACCUGAUGCCUUUUACACUGAGGUGGACAACUUCCUCCUUGUUUGACAAGUAGAGGUUACUAGAUUGUUACAGGGAGGGCAGGACUUGUUUUUGUUUUGGCUUUUUUCAAAAUAAUUCUGUUUGUAAAAGAGAGAAGACUUGAGACAAAAGGAACGUCUCCCGAUGUGCUUCUGGAAGGGUCAGGCCUGUAUCUGUGACGGCUCAGGUCACAAUGUUACCCAGAUGCAGUUUACACCACGGUAAAGAGACGCCUUUGUGGUUACUUUCCUGCUUUGGCUGCCUUUGCAGCUCGCCAGGUUAAUUUACAAACUCCCCACUCUAUUUUGUGCGACGUAGAUCUGACCAUAGUGUUGAUGACUGUCUUGCCUUAAUCACACUUUAAGCAACCCACACAUUUCUUCCAAGGUUGGUUUUCUAAAUUAUUUAUGGUACUGACUCCAUGAUUUUUAAAGAGUGUCUCUUUUUCCUGGCUGUGUUUUCUCACUCUCUCUCCCACCGUGCUUUUUGCCCUCUUUUCCUGCCAGCAUAAUUUUCGCAGACAGUGGACGCCUGACCUUUUCCCGGUUAUUUGAAUGAGUGGAAACCAUCAGCUGCAGCAAACGCUCUUUUUCCAAGAAGGUCACACUCAGAACCUAACCAUUUCAAUAUCGAUAAAAAGAUGGAUUUACUUUAGCAUUACUUAUUUUUUCCAUUUGAUGGUUCUUGACUUUGUAAAAAUUUGAAUAAACGAAUGUCUAUACUUUUUAUAAGGAAAAGUGAAAAUACUGUGGCAAAAAGAUGAUACUAUCAGAUGCUAUGUAGAAAGCAUUUAUCUUGCAUUUCUUUAUUCUUUCUAAUUAUCUAAAAUUCAAUAAAAGUUUAUUCAUGUA